Medicago truncatula (barrel medic) is the source of this 1524-nucleotide messenger RNA. Its product is annotated as protein FD. NCBI's taxonomy places the organism in Eukaryota, Viridiplantae, Streptophyta, Magnoliopsida, Fabales, Fabaceae. The transcript is spliced from 3 exons. The record is from RefSeq and is a predicted model, not a curated record. Gene Ontology annotation, cellular component: nucleus. Gene Ontology annotation, molecular function: DNA-binding transcription factor activity. Bases 324 to 1031 code for a protein of 235 amino acids. Gene Ontology annotation, biological process: positive regulation of DNA-templated transcription.
UCAUGCAAGGAAGAAUUGAUGAGUAACAGUACUCUAGACUCCACUCUCCAGAGUUCAGUCCUUGACACCUUUCUCACUCACUCACUCUCUCUAUCUCUCUCCCAAUCUCUUUUCAAAUCCCACUUUUUAUGUCCUAACACAUUGCCCUAUCUCACCAAAUGCAUCUCGUCAUCAUUAACAUCUAGUGAACAAAAACGGGAAGUGCCUCACAAAUCAAACCCUCAAUAGUGUAGUGUGUCCUUUUCCUUGUCCUUGUGUCUCAAAAAAGAAGUUAAAUAUCACCAUCACAAAUUUCAUUUUCUCUUUGUAGAAACAAAUUAACCAUGGAAGAAGUUUGGAAAGACAUAAACCUGUCUUCAUUGAAUGACCAAAACACACGACCCAUGAUAAUGAGUACUCGUAAUUCCACUUUUGGUGGUGGUGUUAUCCUUCAAGACUUUCUCACUCGACCCCUUACUUUAGACCCAACAAAAAGCUUAGAUUAUUCUUCUAAUAAUUCAUCUUCUUCUGUUGCUUCAGAUCAAAAUAACAAUAAUGCCUCAUUUUAUUGCCCUAUCUCUACGACCCCACCACCUCUUGUCACUGCUCUUAGUUUGAACUCUCGUCCUGAUUUUCUCUAUGACCCUCUUAUCAGACACAACAAGCAUAAUAAUUCUCAGUUACUACUUCAACAGCAACAACAUAACAUUGGUGUAUCGAAUGUUUCUCCUUGUUUCGUAAAUGCUUCACCGUGUGAUCAGAAUGUGGGUGUUCCUGCAUCUAGUUCUUUCACUUGUUUUGGAAAGAGAUUUGGUGAAGCACCUGAUAUUAGCCCCGGUGAAAGGAGAAAUAAGAGGAUGAUCAAGAAUCGGGAAUCUGCUGCACGGUCACGAGCUAGAAAACAGGCUUACACCAAUGAACUAGAGCAGAAAGUUCAAUUAUUGCAGGAAGAGAAUGCAAGACUUAGAAGACAGCAACAAGAGUUAUGGGAAGCAGAAAGUGGUGGUCAGCAAAAGAAAAAGAGUAGCUUAUAUCGAACAUCAUCCUUUUGAGAACAAAACAUGUAAUAUCUAACUAAUUAUGAACUAAACUAAUUAAUAAUGUUACCCUUGGAUUUGGAUGUAAGUGUAUUAUGACUGAAUUUGGUUGUGAAAUAUUAGUUAAGAUAUUUUCUUUUAUAGUAGAAGAUAAUGGUUAUGUUUUGAGGAAUACACAAACAAAGGACAGGGGAAUGUAUGAAAGAUGAAUGUGCUUUUGCCAUUACUAGAAGCAGGGGCCUCAAUGGGGAAACUUAUUUUGAUGGGUCUUUUUUGGUAUUAUUAUCGUCCUAGUUUGUUUUGACGUUUUGCAACUUUUAUUUUUGUUUGACAAAAUUAUCUUCAUGUGGAAAGUGAAGAGAGGAAAGGAUUAAAAGCGUGACCAAAAAGCAUAUACUAGUGUACAUAGCCAGAACCUAACAUUAUCAGUUUAGCAGGAGGGUUUUUGCAACCAAAGACACGACGUUUUGUUUUAUCUCUCUAGCCAUGACAAUGACUCAAUGAGUAG